UCUCUCUCGCUCAAAUCCCCAAACAACAAUAACAACAACAACAACAAUGGCUGCCCCAUCUCUCCGUGACGAAAACGUUUACAUGGCCAAGCUCGCUGAGCAGGCCGAGCGCUACGAGGAGAUGGUCCAAUACAUGGAAAAGGUCGUCGAUUCCGUUACGUCCACUGACGAACUCACCGUCGAGGAGCGUAAUCUCCUCUCCGUCGCCUACAAGAACGUCAUCGGCGCUCGCCGCGCUUCGUGGCGCAUCGUCUCCUCCAUCGAGCAGAAGGAGGAGUCGCGUGGCAACCAGGACCACGUGUCGCUCAUUCGUGACUACAGAUCCAAGAUUGAGGCUGAAUUGACGGAGAUCUGUGGCGGGAUCUUGAAAUUGUUGGAUGAUAAAUUGGUUCCCGCGGCUUCUUCUUCCGAUUCUAAGGUCUUUUAUUUGAAGAUGAAAGGAGAUUAUCAUCGCUACUUGGCUGAGUUUAAGACUGCCGAUGAGAGGAAAGUCGCGGCUGAGAAUACGCUCAACGCUUACAAAGCCGCGCAGGAAAUUGCUAAUGCUGAACUGCCUCCAACGCAUCCUAUCCGGCUAGGACUGGCGCUGAACUUCUCUGUGUUUUACUAUGAGAUUCUGAAUUCUCCUGAUAGAGCUUGUAACCUUGCAAAACAGGCCUUUGAUGAAGCAAUCUCAGAGUUGGAUACACUUGGAGAAGAUUCAUACAAGGAUAGCACUUUGAUAAUGCAACUUCUUCGUGAUAAUCUCACUUUGUGGACCUCAGACAUGCAGGAUGAAGGAACUGACGAGAUCAAAGAAGCAACCAAACCUGAGGAGGAGAAGCAGCAGUGAAGGCAGUUAUUCUUUAUAAGAGUAUUUCACUUCUCUGUUUUUGUUUGGAGAAGUUGCUUGGUACCACUGCCCAUUUGAUUAUGACUUUUUAGGAGUUCAUGCGUUGAUAUGAAUCUUGAAAUAGAUCUGGAAUUUCUCGAUAUUUAAGUGAUUGUACUUUGGGAGUUCAAUUUUUUUAAUUGCAUCUAGGGUGCUUACUCAUAUUGUUUUCUUGGCAAUAAAGGAACUAAUGACCAAGCUAUUUAUUAGCUCAAUAUAUGUGUGUUUGAAUUUAA
Molecule: messenger RNA, 1107 nt
Organism: Pistacia vera
Lineage: Eukaryota; Viridiplantae; Streptophyta; Magnoliopsida; Sapindales; Anacardiaceae
Product: 14-3-3 protein 6-like
Exons: 4
Coding region: 47-832 (261 amino acids)
Biological process (GO): signal transduction
Cellular component (GO): cytoplasm
Source: RefSeq, a predicted model, not a curated record